Messenger RNA from Suillus subalutaceus, 3561 nucleotides. RefSeq lists its product as uncharacterized. Bases 1 to 3561 code for a protein of 1186 amino acids. The record is from RefSeq and is a predicted model, not a curated record. The transcript has 17 exons. Lineage: Eukaryota; Fungi; Basidiomycota; Agaricomycetes; Boletales; Suillaceae.
AUGAGGAGUGGCGUUGAGGAUGAGGAAAAGCGUUCAAAAUGGACUUCACACUUUGAUUCAGUGUGGGAAAGCCCUUACCUAGAUAAUCUCAUCAAUGUUUGGCCCCAUUUCCACUCAUCGUCUGCCCUCUGCCCUCAUCGUUUGCCCCCAUCUUCAACCUCUGGCCUCAUCGCAUGGUCUGCCUUCGAGGCAGACAAGUUCUGCCUGUAUGACUUCGUGUCAUCCAGCGCUAUCUGGCCGUCUGACUACGAGUCAGAUUACGGUCUACCUACCUCAACACCUCGCCCACAUCCAUCCUCUACAAAUGAUUUUUCAACGACAUCCUCAUCUCCCACCCUUGUCUCCACCGCAUCGACUGGCCUGAUCGCAUGCACUGUCUGGCUGUCUGACUACGAGUCGGAUGCCUCAACACUGCGCCACUAUCUAUUCGUUCUCUGCGCAAGCGCAUGUCCAGCAACUCAAUUCUAUUUCAUCGUCUGCGGGAAUUUUGAACGCUCAACAUCUUUGUAUUCCAACUACCGAUCGAUAAUCAAAGUUUGGGGUAUGCAAAAUAUGGAGAUUUUUGAUGAUGACCAUGGCAUCAUCAGUACCGCCAGUAGCCUGGACUCUUACGCGCGGAGAAGCUCAUAUUCGCCCCAUCACCCAUUUGGACCCUCAUUUUCUAUCAAGCCCGCCUACGUUUCAAUGGCACCGUCUACCAGAAAUGCAGCCCGUCGUGGUGCUACCGGUACUGGCACUCAUGACCCCACAGUGUCUGGCACCUAUGUCAUGCGCACACGCAGUGGUGUUGCCAUCAACCCCCCCGCCAAACAAAAUAAUAAGCGCCAAAGAAAUGCUGUCCCCGAGUCAUCUCCUGCUCCGGAUGACCCUCACCGGCCAAAACCUCGUCCUUUACCCCGACGUUCCUCGGGUACGACCUUUGAGGACUAUGCUCGAAUCCUUGCUCGCCCUCGCAAACAACACUUAAAACCCACAGCGGACUCCGUCUCUUCUGGAAUGGAGUUGCAAAGCGACCAUCCCCCAGAUACACCUGACAUCGACGAUGACGUACCCGUUACGGACACUCGCAUGGAUGAUGAUAUGAACGGCGGUAGCGACAAUGAUGCCGAUGAUGAUAUGACCAAUGAAGACCGUGAACACAGCCAGGCUAACGAAGAUGAGGAUGAGGAUAAUGAUGGCUCCGUACGUGGAAAGACUUCAGACAACGUAGAAGGUGAUAGCGACAACGACGCCAAGGAUGGCGAUGAAGAGCCUGAGGGUGGCGAUGAAGAGCUUGAGGGUGGCGAUGAAGAGCCUGAGGGUGGCGAAAAUAACAAGGACUUCGAGACUUCACAAGCCAGGAGACUUCGGCCUCGAAGGGUCAAGAAGGGCAGCUACAAUUUACAUUUCGAUGAUGGUUCUCAAAGCUCUUCAUCGGAUACCAGCUACCGUGAAGGCCCCGCAACAUCUGAUCAAGAUUCCGCCCAUGAGUCAGAUGCAAACAAAGACCUCGACCCCAACCACAACAGCCCGUCUUCACUGCCUGCUAAGCGCAGGAAAAGGUCUUCAGCGAUCGAAACUACCUUGGCCAACACUUCCCAAAAAACAUCUCACUCGACAACCGUUCGCAAGAAGCAUGCAGCUAUUUCACAUGGUGGCAACCCCACUCCAGCCAGUAUAGUCUUUGGCCCGACGCCGGACAUUGACAACAGUGAGAAUGAAGACGAACCCUCAGGUCAUUUAAAGCGUGGACGGCUAUGUCAGGAGGGCAUCGAUGAGGCUCAGGAACUUGGACAGAAAACAGCAGAAGAAGCUCGGGUGAUUGGCGCCAAGUAUGGCAAGUCCGCGCGCGCUAUUCUCAUUGAGGCUGGUCUGUCCAUCAAGCAUUCACGAUCAGAGUCUGAUUGGAAUGCCCACCAACGCUGGUUCAUGGAUAAUAACCCCCGCAAGGACAAAGAAUCUAUCAUCGACUGGAAAGAACGUCAACGCAAACAUUAUCAUGCGAUGGGCAAGGAUGACGAAGAGUGGGACAUCAUUCGCAACUAUAACGUUACUGGCGGCAAUACCAAUCAAUCACGCGCCAAGACCAUUUUGUCAAUGAGGGAGGAUAUUGCAAGAAAGUUGUCUGCUUAUUCUCGCCUUGAAGGAGUCGAGGCCAUCGGCUGUAUAUUUGAUACAACACAAGACGAGGCUGCUCGACAGGCAUCCGGCUUUGUCGCGGGCUCCGACCUCAUAGUCAAGUUGAUCAAUGAGCAUCAACUGGAUGCUCGCGCAAUAUUAGAUUGGGUCGUGACUGCAACGAAAGCGAAAGGCUACAAUAUAUCCGUGCCGCAGUUCAUGGGGGGAGUAGGGGCUUACGAGAUUCUACUUUCAAAGCCAAACGAGGCUCCCCGCGACCGUUACAGGAGGAUAUGGCCAAUUAUGGUACUCGAGCACACUUCGAAGUUUGGGUAUCAACCCAAAGCAGUCCAGUGGCGGAAGCUUCUUGACUAUGCUUUCCAGUACAAGUUCAUGAUUAAGAACUGGCCUGAAGACGUCCUUCCUAUCGGUCCCGAAUUCAAUCCUCACAACCUAAGUUCUCAGCACCUCAAGCUACUUGUCGUUCCUUUCAUCAAGCGCAAAGCGCAUUCUUAUUAUGAGGCAGAGCUCCGCACUGAAGCUGAGAGCUUGUUAGAGCUAGAGAAAAAGAAGUCGAAGGGCAAGCGCCGAGGUCAGGGGCGCACUGUGGAAGACGUCAUGAGUGAAUUAGAUGUCGAUGUACCCGAGAUCGAGUUCGCAGCUUGGCCAGAUGAAUGUAUCAAGCAGCUCAAUGACGAGGUGCCGGAGAUGUUCGACAUUCCCUUGGUGACCAGUGCCUUGGAUGUUGUGCUACGCAAGCUAGUAGACUCCGCCAAAUUUAAGGCGUCUGUCCCUGAAGAUAUAUUGGCAGCUCAUGAAGCACAUCCGGAUGGUCAGACUCCCUCUACUCACGACACGCUGCCAAGUGAUCAUGAAUCUCCUGUCACUCCGAGCCCCCCGACCUUGCCAUCAAACCAACGUCACCCUACCAAUUUCACAGCAGUACAUCGCUGCGAGGACACUCAUCUUCCUCAAGUCCCAAAUGUGUUUGAUCGUGAAUCUCGCCCUGUUCUGCCUACAAGCAGAGAUGAACCUGUCGGUGGUGGAAGACGACAGGCUAGCCUGCCGUUCAAGGCGAAGAAACCUUUACGGGUUGACCCUACAUUCAUGCGCCGCAUGGAGGAGCGUCCCGCUGACUCUCGUAAUGAUGCAGACUUGGAGCUUGCGCCCUACCCAGGCCCUCGUCGUGAGGACAGAGAUUUCGUUGCCCCAAACCGCCGCCGUGAAUAUUCUCGUUCACCUCCUGUAUACCCUCAGCGAGAUCCAUCUCGCUCAAGGUACUAUCGGCCCACCUACAGGCAACGCGAGACUUCUCCUGUCGCGCUUAGCGAUGAUGGUUCUUAUCCUGGACGUCCUGCUCACUCACGCCGGCAAAAUCAUGCUGAUGAUUUCAAUCAGAGGUUCCAAGUAAGGAGAGCUGGUGACUCUCAUUAUGAAGACGGGCCUUCGCGGUUUCGCUACUAA